Cuscuta europaea is the source of this 1697-nucleotide messenger RNA. Lineage: Eukaryota; Viridiplantae; Streptophyta; Magnoliopsida; Solanales; Convolvulaceae. The record is from the annotation of a GenBank genome assembly.
ACAUUAGUUUAUUAGUCUGCAUAUAAAAAAUAAUUUAAAAAUCUUGACCGACUCGACCAAGGCCCGACUACGAUUGGACGGACCUAUGAGCCUUCUUCCUUGUUGACUGGUGCCUUCCUUCCCCCCUUCUUCAAUGAUAAGUUCGGUUAAUAGAACAACACAUAGGCAUUAAUGUGAAAAGAUCCCAUCUUUUCUUUCUCCUCUGUGUUUCGUCAAUCUUUCCCGGAUUUUGCUCCCAAACACACAUCUUCCCCACUCACUACCCAUUCUUUUUCCAUUUGGGCGGCCAACCCUUGUCCCACUCUUGUCCCUCACCAUCGCUAGCACUUGCCCAACCUUGCUGCUCACCCCCCCGACAUCUUUCCUUGACUUUGUCCCAAUUUUGUGCAAUAGUCUGUAUGUAAAAGGACCUCUUCUUUCAUCACUUAACUUGUGCUCCUUCAUAUAAUACCCCCACCCCCAUUCCAGAUUUGCAUCAUCCAUUCAUUCUCAUACUUUAUUGGACAUUCGAAAAGCAGAGACUCCUCCUCUCUCGGAUUCUCAAUCUGGCCGAGAAAUUACACCAGUUCUUUCUGAAAAUUUUCUGGGUUUUGUCUUAAAUCUUGAGUCUUGAAAUUCAAGAUUCUUUCUUUUUUAAGGAAUUGGGGAAAUGGAAGGGUGUGUGGCACAUCAUGAUCAUGAUCUGAACCUCAAAGACACAGAGCUCAGACUUGGGUUGCCUGGCACAGAAGAAUGUGUUAGGGAAUUGGUGUCAGGUGCUAACAAGAACAAGAAGAGAGCUUUACCAGAACCAGCUGAAGAGGAUUGUGAAUCAAGAUCUGAUUGUGAUGCUCACUCCUCAAUACCUGUUUCCAAGGCUCAGAUAGUUGGAUGGCCACCAGUAAGAUCUUACAGGAAGAACAGUGGGCAGCAGCCAAAGAAUGGAGAUGAGGGCUGUGAUAGUGCAAUGUAUGUGAAAGUCAGCAUGGAUGGAGCCCCUUACCUUAGGAAAAUUGAUCUGAAAAUGUAUGAAGGCUAUCCACAAUUGUUAAGAGGUUUGGAGAACAUGUUCACACUCACCAUAGGUGACUACUCUGAGAGAGAAGGCUACAAAGGAUCAGAAUAUGCCCCUGCUUAUGAAGACAAGGAUGGUGAUCUGAUGCUUGUUGGAGAUGUCCCUUGGGAAAUGUUCUUGUCAUCAUGCAAAAGGCUAAGAAUAAUGAAAGGGCAAGAAGCAAGAGGACUGGAUUGUGGACUUUGAGAAAUAUGAAGGCACACUCCAACUAAUCCAAAUCGAGCUAAACUGUGGAUCUGUAGAAAACAGCAUCUCUCUGCAGGGAAGAGAGAAUCUGCUGAAAUGGGUUCUCAUUAAAGAAGCCUUAGUCAUAAUACUUUUUUUGUUUUUGUUUUCAUGUAUAACUACUAGCUGGAAAUCAUGGUGGUAUCAGGACCACUUGGUGUUCUUGUUCUCGAUUUUGUGAAAUGAUAUAGAUAUAUAUACACACACAAACGGUGAGAAGGUUACUUCUGAAGCAAUUGUAUACUGAAACAAGUUUCUUGUUUUACUUUUGUUCAUUAGAUUUUUGUUAUUUCUCCAUUAUGCUUUGUACAAUAUUGUCUCAACCUGAAUAUAUGUUGAUUGAGCAAAAAUGGUUGUGCAUCUUCUAUAUGCCUCUUUUCUCAUUUUGAGAUGCCAAUAAGAUGUCUGUAAAUAUGAA